AUGCUGAAAUCCAAUGGGAGCGGAUUACUCAGCGGCUUUCCCUACGCCGAGCUGGCGGAUGAGCGCACACAACACUGGCCGUUGGUUGCUUCACCUUGGCAUGCACUUGCCGUGCUGACCUUGUAUUUGUUGUUGGUCUACUAUGGACCCAAAUGCAUGCACAGUCGCAAGCCUUGGCAGCUGCGUGGGCCGUUGUUCAUUUACAAUCUUUGCAUGUCCCUGCUGAAUGGCUACAUCUGCCUUGAACUUUAUUCCGCUGCGCGUAAACUCAACUACAGCGCCAUCUGUCAGCCAUGUCGUGUAAGCUUUGAUCCGCAAGAGUUGCGCCUAGCGCGAGCGUUUUGGUGGUUCUACAUAACCAAAGUUUUCGAAUUUGCAGAUACUUGCUUUUUUAUUUUACGCAAAAAACAAUCACAACUCACAUUUUUACACAUUUAUCAUCACAGCAGCAUGUUUAUCAUCUGCUGGAUAAUUAUUAAAUGGACGCCCACUGGCUCCACCUUUAUGCCCGCCGCGUUAAACUCAUUUGUGCAUAUAAUUAUGUAUGCUUAUUACUGCCUAGCAGCAUUGGGAUCACGCUUUAGGCGCUAUCUUUGGUGGAAGCGUUAUUUAACCGCAUUGCAAUUGCUGCAAUUUGCCUUGGGCCUGGCUUGGGGCGCGCAAGCCAUCAUCAACAAGUGUGAAUAUCCGCCCUGGCUAUGUUACUUGGGUACGACGUAUAUGUUACCGUUUCUUUAUCUCUUUGGACGCUUUUAUGCACAAAAAUAUACAAAAACC
Molecule: messenger RNA, 777 nt
Organism: Drosophila busckii
Lineage: Eukaryota; Metazoa; Arthropoda; Insecta; Diptera; Drosophilidae
Product: elongation of very long chain fatty acids protein 4-like
Biological process (GO): very long-chain fatty acid biosynthetic process; fatty acid elongation, monounsaturated fatty acid; sphingolipid biosynthetic process
Cellular component (GO): endoplasmic reticulum membrane
Molecular function (GO): fatty acid elongase activity
Source: RefSeq, a predicted model, not a curated record